CAAGCCGUAGGUAAGAGGAGGCGACAAACACUGAAACAGCCAUGACCCUGUAUUCCUCCAAGCAAACAUCAGCCUCGCUGUCAAACCUUUCCCUGGGUGGAGGCUACAACAAGAGAAACUAUGGCGUUGCGUUGAGGAGCUACAGAUUGGGGCAAGCUGCCCCUGGAGGGAUCGGACUAGCUGUGGGAGGGAGGAUGGCCAUUAAGUUCUCUUCAGGGACAGGACUGGGGGCAGGAAGCUCGGUGGGAACAGUGAUGGGGGUGGUAGCGGAAACCUGAGCAACGAGAAGGAAGCCAUGCAGAACCUGAACAACCGCUUGGCCUCCUACCUGUCGCAGGUCAAAUCUCUGGAAUCGUCCAACCUGACACUGGCGGCAAAGAUCAAGGAAUUCUCCAAACCCAAGACCCUGGGGGGAUUUGACUGGAGUUUGUACGAUACGAGAGUCAAGGCUCUGCUGAAGCAGAUUGAAGAUCUCUUCUGUGGGAAUGCACGCCUGGCUAUGGAAUUAGACAGCUCAAAGCACAGAGCUGAAAAUUUCGGCAUCAAGUCGCAAUGUGAGGUGGAGAUGAGUCUCUCGGUCGCUGCUGACAUUGAGUCUCUCCGCGCUCUCAAGACACAAUACCUGAACUUGGCCACUCAGAUGGAGAGCGAGAUCAGCAGCCUGGAGGCUGACAUUGCUCAGCUCAAGGAAGAUCAUGAGAAGGAGAAGCUGAGUCUGCUCCGCGAGCAGAAAGGCCUGAAUGUGCACGUCGGGGUGAGCUCUGCUCCCGCUGCCGACCUGAACAAGAUGCUCAGCGACGUUCGAGCAGAGUAUGAAGCCAUGGUCAGAAAGCAGCAGGAGCAGACCGAGGCCUGGUAUCAGAAGCAGCUGGAAACGGAAGAGCACAGGACCUCAGACGGAGGGGAGGGGAUGGAGGCUAUGAAGGCAGAGAUGAUGGGGUACCAGAGGCAAGUGCAGACCCUCAGGUCAGAGCUGGAUUCCACAGCUGGAGCCAACCAGUCCUUGGCUGACUCGCUGUUGAAGGUAGAGCUGAGGUACAAGGAGGAGCUGAGCAGGUACCAGCGAGCGCUAUCAGGGCUGGAGCGGGAGCUAAUUGAGCUCAGGAACGGCACCGGACAGCAGAGCCGGCAAUACCAGGAGCUGCUGCACAUCAAGAGCAAGCUGGAGGCCGAGAUCAGCACCUACAGGGGCCUUCUGGACACAGCUGGCAGCGGGAAGAUGGUGCAGUCCUCGGGUGGUGAGAAGAGAUCAACCAUUAGCUCAGAUCUCAAGGCUGAGACUAAAGCUGAGAGAGCAACUGAGACUAAGACUGUGAUCAGGAGAGUGAUCACAACUGAGACUAUUUAUCCAGAUGAUGCUGACCCUAUAUCUAAGUCUGUGAUUGUCACAGGGCCUCUUGCGAGAAGUGAGACUGGAGACUGGACACUGACUGACGCUAAGACUACAUCUAACACAAAGCCUGACAUUCCGACCUACCACGAGGGUAUAACUGGAGCUAGUCUAGUGGCAAAGACUACUAAGGAGACUCACACACACAUUCAAUUGGAGCCACAAAUUAAAACACUGGAGACAAUACAGACUUGCUUUGAGACACAGCCUGAGACACUGCAGACACAGCAAGCUCCAGAGAUUAGCCGUCAAACACAGAGGGAGACACAGGUUGAGACAAUAGUAAGCCGGGUGUUGACUCUGCCUGACAUACAGAUGGAGAGUCUGGAGGUACCGUUUGACAAGCCAUCUGACAUACAGCUUGUGAGAAUGGAGGCACAGUAUGACAUGACACGUGACACACAGACUGUGACUCUGUCUGACGCACAGACUGUGACUCUACUGUGA
Callorhinchus milii (elephant shark) is the source of this 1837-nucleotide messenger RNA. Its product is annotated as keratin, type I cytoskeletal 18. The coding region runs from base 296 to 1837 and encodes 513 amino acids. The transcript has 9 exons. Gene Ontology annotation, molecular function: structural molecule activity. Lineage: Eukaryota; Metazoa; Chordata; Chondrichthyes; Chimaeriformes; Callorhinchidae. The record is from RefSeq and is a predicted model, not a curated record.